This is a messenger RNA of Lachancea meyersii CBS 8951, 3891 nucleotides long. Lineage: Eukaryota; Fungi; Ascomycota; Saccharomycetes; Saccharomycetales; Saccharomycetaceae. The record is from the annotation of a GenBank genome assembly.
AUGAGACUCUCAAACCACUGGUUUUGGAUCCUGUUGGCCGUUUCUGGAGCGAGAGCAGAUAGCUACGCUGAUUUUGCCAGCAGACUGCGUGGUCUGUCGCAGUCGUCGCAGCUUGGGCUCGACAGCGACGACUCGUCGACAUCCACGUCCACGUCCACGUCCGCCGAAGCAGGCAAACUAACUAGUUCCACAUCAAGCUCCACCUCCACCUCCACCUCCAGCACGAGUUCGCUGUUGGAAACGUCUCCCACGGCCACGAGCACCUUCCAGCCUCAAUCCACCACAUCUUUGGCAUCGGCCACUGGCACGUCGUCCACUGACCUCACCUCCACACCUAACACUUCAAGUACCAGUUCCCUGAUUGAUUCUGAGGAUCCCACCACGUCUUCUGACCAAUGGUGGGUAACGACAUCGAGCUCGGAGACCUCUACUGCUUUACCAAAGACAACAUCCACGACUCCGCAGCUUUCCACUACCGACUCAACAACCUCCCUAGUGUACCAAACUUCGACUUCCUCGCCAUGGGUGUUUGACAGUAGCCAAGAAACUUCUUUUUCAUAUCAGGAAAGCACUGAGACAUUUUCCACGCCUGUAAAGUACUCCGCUACAGAAUCGAAACCUUCCUCACUCGGAACCUCUGCCACCUCUUCAACCUCUAUCUCUUCCACAGCCAGCCCAACAAGUGCUCUAACCAUCCCAUCCUCCGUGUUUGAGACCUCUUCCGAAAGCACCUCUACUUCUGCUGGCACCUUUGGCAAGACCACGACUCUAACUUUCCCAGCACUUUCAACCUCUGAGCUUCUUUCAAAGAUUUCUACCCCUACGCCAUCAACAUCAGUCGACAGUCUGGCUUCAUCUGAACUCGGUGCAACUUCAACAUCAACGACCGCGAGUUCUGAUGCUGCCACCUCUACGCCAAGCGUUGAAAGCAGCACAACUCUGUCUUCGUUUGCAGCGGUCCCUGCUUCAGAGUCCAAUGCCCUCUCCACAACAACCACUUUAUCUUCCUUCUCGUUUUCGGUUUCAAAACCUUCAUCUUCGCAGACAGAAUCUGACUCGUCUAGAAUUGCAACAAGUGCUUUCACUACUUCAACACAGGGAACCUCGUCCUCAACCAACGAAAUUGGCUCAACAUCAUCUACAACUGCUGAGACUACUUUAAGUGGGUUCGCAAGUAGCAAAUCGAGUUCUUUCUCGUCUCAACAAGGCGAUGUCAGCACUAUGACGACUUCUUCUAGUCAGCUAACGUCUGCCACAACCUCGACUUCUUCUACGUCACUUGCAGAAUCUUCUGUUGCGGCGCAAACGAAUACAGUCAGUUUUAUCUCGGCCUCUUCGUUGACCGAAGAGACAGCCGUGUCAAACAGUUACACAAAUCAAGAUCAGACAUUAACGACAAGUUCUUCAGCCGUUGGCCAAAGUAUGGGCACCACUUCUUCGUCCGCCUUGUACACUACAAGCAGCCAGACUGAAAUCUACAGCACCACGACUGCUUCAGAAAGCUCUUCAACCUCUCCGCUAACUGCUUCAAGCUCGAGUUUUGAUGCUCUCCUUUUGGCAUCUAGCUCUUCUCAGGCUGAUACAACAAUAAGUGAAUACCCCACAGGCACCCAAAGCUUUGUUUACACUUCCGACUUCUCUCAGACUGAUUCCACAACAAGCGAAUACCCCUCGAGCACCCAGAGCUUUGUUUAUACGCCUGAAUCUUCUCAAACCGAAACAACAAUAAGCGAAUACCCUUCAAGCACUCAAAGCUUUGUUUACACGCCCAGUCUCUCUCAGACUGAUUCAACAACAAGCGAAUACCCCUCGAGCACCCAGAGCUUUGUUUAUACGCCUGAAUCUUCUCAAACCGAAACAACAAUAAGCGAAUACCCUUCAAGCACUCAAAGCUUUGUUUACACGCCCAGUCUCUCUCAGACUGAGACAACAACAAGCGAAUACCCCUCGAGUACGCAAAGCCAUAUCAAAACAUACCAGUCGUCAGAUGCUUACCCCGUAAGCACCACCAGUCAUGAUCUCUCAAGUUCUGAGCCAAGCUCACAGGUUUCAACGUAUCCAACCAGUUCUCCUCCCAGCUUCACAUCGUCAAGUGCGUACAGCCAAUACUCAGGAGAUUCUCAGUCUGCGUUGUCCAGCGAUUUGAGCGCACCAUUCUCACAAUCCGGCACCUCUGUCACCUCCUCAGCGAGCUUCACGACUCCCUUUUCCGACGCUCUUUCUUCGACAAGCACUCCUCUUUCAAGCUCCCAGGAGAGCACGGAUUCAACUGCCCAUGUAAGUUUACCUUCUAGUACGUCAGCCGUCUUGUCGUCCUCUCAAUCUUUAUCAAGUUCGGGAACUAGUUCCAUCUCCGAAAUUCCAAGCACAACUACAUCUAGCGGUCCUUACGCGAGUGAGAUCUCUUCCUCUACAUCAGGCUCCUCGGCGACUUCUGCGCUUAUCUCCUCGUCCCUAUCCAUGGACCUUUCGAGGGCCGGAUUAUCGACGUCGACGACUCCAAGGACACAAACCUCUUCUCAAGAGAUGGCACCGUCAUCGUCACCUUCGUCGGCAUUUUCUACUUCUAAACAGUCGGCAACAUCCUCUGGCACCGUAGCCACUGUAAGCGCUUCAAUUUCCAGCGAUAGUCAGUCUGCAACAAGUAGCCUAGAUUUGGCUCAAGCUUCAAGCUCUACUACGGCUUAUUCUUCAGCAACCAUCUACCCAACUGCAACAUCCACCAGGUCUUCUUGGACUGAACAAUCCUCGCCAGCGACAACUUUGCCUUCAGUUCCAACACAAGUUCCCUUUAGUUCAACCUCGCAGUCAAUUGGCUCGGCCAGUUCUGCUUUCUCAUCCGCCAAGACUACAACGUCUAAUUGGCUUCCUACUGCCAUGAUAACUGCGUCGGCCUCUGUGUCAGAUGCCGCUACAAGUGGCAGUGCGGGUUCCAAUGAUGCCCAGCAAGCCACCAAAACGCUUCCACAGGCAAUUGGAGCCCCAACCGAUGUUGCCAGACCAGACGGCUACAGUCUAAUUACUAUAGGAUUCAAAAAAGCUUUGAACUAUCCUUUCCUGGUUGCAAAUCCAGUUACCAGCGCUCAGAUCUUCGCUUACCUUCCAGAUACCCUCAGAGGUCCAUUUGACGAGCCGUUUGCCAAUAUCGAGGUCGCAAGGUUGAUUCCCUUGACUGUGAAUGGAAGGGACUACCUCAUCACUGUUGCAGAAGUCUACUUCCCCACAAACGAGGUCACAAAUUUACAAGAAUUGCUUCAAGAUAAAGACAGCAGCUUCUAUAACGCUACCCUUCAGAUGAGCACUUUUGUUGAUGCCUCAAUUCCUCUGACGGGUCUUGUAGAUGCUGGCUCUACCUCCUCAUCUGGUUCUAGUGGUAGCUCGGCAUCUUCCAACGGAAGCAGUAGUACGUCUUCUGCGGUGAAAUCAAAUGCCAAUCAAGGCUAUCGUAGUGCUGGUACUCUCGGCUCUUCGAGCUACAGCUCGGUGGUGGGAAGUAACGGCCUGAGCAGCAAGAAAAAAGUGAUCGGACUGAUUGUGGGUGUCGCCUGCGGGGCAUCUAUUUACUUGGCACUAAUGGUAGUAGCCUUCAGAUACAUGGUAAAGAGAAACCAACUGAAAAACAGCGCUCCCCACUUGGAUGAAACGUCUAGUUUUGAUUCAGGCUCGCACGCUGGUUUUGGCGUUGGUGCCCGUGAUAUCGAGAAGCACGCAGACGACCGUUCUUCUAUUACCCCAAGCAUGAGAAUCAACGAUUGGAUGAAUCAGAACCACUACGGUGAAAUUCCCGAACCUGCGAAAUCUGUCGCUGCCUCUGAUGAAGAAAAGGGAACUGGAUUGAAAAUAUCGAAGCCUAUUGCUACAGAAAACUCUUUGGGUUGGAACGAUAUCUAA